Cajanus cajan (pigeon pea) is the source of this 2579-nucleotide messenger RNA. NCBI's taxonomy places the organism in Eukaryota, Viridiplantae, Streptophyta, Magnoliopsida, Fabales, Fabaceae. The record is from RefSeq and is a predicted model, not a curated record.
GAAUGAAAAUUCUUAAUCUGCGGAUGCAACUCUGCAAAAAGAGUGCGCUACCAGGCAUUUUAAGGCGUGUAAUUCAUACCCGUUUCCUUCUCCCUCCUAAAUUUAGGCAUUGGAACAAAUGUCUUUGAAAUUGUGUUGGUGUUGAAGGAAUGUUAUGUUUGCUCCAAAUUCAAUGUUGUAUUCUUUUCUCUCCUGUUGGAUCAAAAGACAAACACCACCACCUUGCUUCUUUUCCUUUCUAUUCUGCAUUCCAUUGUGCUAGAAAAUGCACCACAACCUUAACCUUGCAAGGUUGUGGAUUGCUUUGCUUGCGGUCUCAACCACCGCAGUUCAUUGCAAAACUAACUCCCAAGAUGUUUCAUCCCUUAAUGCAAUGUAUAGCAGCUUAAAUUCCCCUUCAAAGUUGAGUGGUUGGAAAUCAGGUGGAGGUGAUCCUUGUGGCGACUCCUGGGAAGGAAUCAAAUGCUCAGGUUCUUCUGUCACAGAAAUAAAUUUAUCUAAUCUGGGACUUACUGGAUCAAUGGGCUACCAGUUGUCCAGCUUAACAUCGGUUACCUACUUUGAUUUGAGCAACAACAACCUCAAGGGCGAAAUACCAUAUCAACUUCCUCCAAAUGCUCAUUAUAUAGAUCUUUCAAAGAACCAUUUCAGUGGAAGUAUGCCUUAUUCCUUUUCUCAGAUGGGUGAUCUCAACCAUCUAAAUCUUGCACAUAAUCAGCUCAAAAACCAGUUGGGUGAUAUGUUUGAGAAGCUCAAUAAACUCAAACAACUGGAUGUAUCAUUCAAUUCACUAUCGGGAAACCUACCUCAGAGUCUCAAAUCACUCAAAAACCUCAAGAAGUUGCAUCUACAAAACAAUCAAUUCACUGGUUCAGUAAAUGUCCUUGCCAAACUUCCACUUGAAGAUUUGAACGUUGAAAACAACAAAUUUACCGGUUGGGUCCCUGAGGAGUUAAAGGAUAUAAAUAACUUGCAAACUGGAGGAAAUUCUUGGUCAAAGGGUUCAGCACCUCCUCCGCCUCCUGGUACUCCCCCUCUGAAGAAGCAUUCGGAGAAAAAGAAGAAAAAAUCUGUUCUCAGUGGAGUAGCUAUAGCAGGCAUAGCUUUUGGCAUACUAGUAGUAAUUAUAAUUGCUGUUGCUCUUUGUAAGAGAAGGUCAUCAAGACCUUCUUCACAUUAUAUCGAAGAAGAGGGGCGUAGCAAGCAUAAAUCUUUUACAUCUCAGGAGUUACCAAGAGAUGAUGUCAACAAAGUUGGCAUAUUGGUGACAGGAUUUAAGUCAAUGGAUUCGACUUCAAUAGACGUACAGGCUUUGCAAAAAUCUCCAUCAAUUGGUGUGAGUUCGUCAGUCUCGGAUUGUGUGCAAUCCUUUAAUGACAAUGAGUUUGCACUUCGUCUAAAUUCUAAAAGAAGUGCAUCAAGCCGUGUUACUAGUUUUUCACUGCAAGAGUUGCAGGCUGCUACUGCUAAUUUUGCUUCAGGCCGACUUCUUGGUGAAGGAUCCAUAGGACGUGUAUAUCGGGCUAAAUAUGCUGAUGGAAAGGUAUUGGCUGUAAAACAAAUCAAAUCUUCUCUUUUCAAUGGUGGUCCUCCUGAGGAAUUCUCUCACAUUGUUACAAACAUAAGCAGAAUUCACCACCCAAAUAUUGUUGAGCUUGUCGGUUAUUGUUCAGAACAAGAGCACAUGUUAAUGUAUGAUUAUUUCAGAAAUGGCUCUCUCCAUCACUUUUUACACUUAUCAGACGACUUCAGCAAACCACUAACUUGGAACACCAGAGUCAGAAUUGCAUUGGGAACAGCUCGGGCUGUUGAGUACCUACAUGAAAUUUGCUCUCCUCCUUUAUUGCACAAGAAUAUUAAGUCCUCCAAUAUUUUGCUUGACACGGAUCUGAAUCCUCGUCUCGCAGAUUAUGGUUUGGCAUCCUUCCACCAGCGUACUAGCCAAAAUCUUGGGGCAGGAUAUAAUGCACCAGAAUGCACACAACCUUCAGCGUUUACCCAGAAGAGUGAUGUAUACAGUUUCGGGGUAGUAAUGCUGGAGCUUUUGACAGGUCGAAUGCCUUUUGACAGUUCAAAGCCAAAAGCAGAACAAUGUCUGGUUCGUUGGGCCACCCCACUACUUCAUGACGUUAUUGCGGUGGAGAAAAUGGUUGACCCUGCCUUGCGGGGUCUUUACCCUCCUAAGUCACUCUUCCGAUUUGCUGAUAUCAUCGCCCUCUGUGUCCAGACUGAGCCUGAAUUUCGGCCACCUGUGUCAGAGUUAGUCCAGGCUUUGGUACGAUUAGUUCAACAUUCAACUAUAACAAUGAAGGAGGAUCUUGGAGCCUUUGGUCGGACCGAUGACUUUGAUGAUUAAUUCUUACAUAUAUUAAUUCACUAUGCUAAUAACCAUAGAAUGUACUUUUCGUAGAAAUUUCACUCUUUUCAACUUCUAGUUCUAGCUUGUACAACAAAAGCUUUUGUAAUGUUUAGUCUAUCUUUUACACCAAAAUAUGCUUUUCGCAUACGCACUUCUUCUUCCUGUUCCAUUACUCCUAUUUCAAAUUUUCAACCUUCCCUUCUCCAACUUCAUUUUUAAC